This is a messenger RNA of Cannabis sativa, 1959 nucleotides long. RefSeq names its product solute carrier family 40 member 1. The record is from RefSeq and is a predicted model, not a curated record. Lineage: Eukaryota; Viridiplantae; Streptophyta; Magnoliopsida; Rosales; Cannabaceae. Gene Ontology annotation, cellular component: membrane. Gene Ontology annotation, molecular function: iron ion transmembrane transporter activity. Bases 458 to 1942 code for a protein of 494 amino acids. The transcript has 8 exons. Gene Ontology annotation, biological process: iron ion transmembrane transport.
UGAAGGCUGCAUCAAUAAAAAAAAUAAAAAUUAGACUAAUAAUCUCUGUUUUAAAAAUUAAACCGAUAGUAUUUGAAUUAUUUUUUAGGCAAUAAAAGCAUCGAAAUAUUACAUUUGUAACUUGAGUACUCAAAUUAUUUUUAGUGACAAAUAAUCUAAAUAAAAAAAUGAGUUAAUUGAAGAAAAAUAAGAAAGUUAUCUAAAGUUGUAAGAAUCCAAAAGAAAGCCAACAAGAUAUAUUCUUGACAAAUAUAUACAUGAUAAUUUGUGCAGAGGUUUUUAGACAAAGUAAGGACACUUUUCUUAUCUAAUCACCACUAUACUAAAAUCUAACAACAUACUUCUCAUUUUUAUCAACUACUACCUUUUUUUUUAUCAUUAUUUCUCUCAUUAGAAUUAGAUAAGAAAGAUCCUCCUCAAGCUUAUUAGUUCAUAACACUAGAGCUAAAAAUAAGCUAUGAUGAAUGAACCUCUUAUUCAACAUGAUCAACAAGCUUCAACUUCUUCUAUUAAUGGUUCUUUCCCUUCUUAUCUUAUCACAUACCUAUAUGUUGCCCACUUUUUGGCCAGAUGGGGCGCUAGGAUGUGGGAAUUCUCAGUUGGGUUGUACAUGAUUAAGAUUUGGCCAAAUUCUUUACUAUUUGCUGCUAUUUAUGGUGUAUUGGAAUCUGCCUCAACUGCACUAUUUGGCCCCAUUGUUGGAAAUUGGGUUAAUAGUUUGACCUAUGUAAAGGUUCUUCAACUUUGGUUGGUGUCACAAAAUCUGUGUUUCAUAGUUGCUGGAGGCACUAUGGUAGUGUUAUUGGUUAACUCAUCAGCCUUGAAGCUCACACACUUUAGUGUUUUCAUUCUACUUGUAAUUUUGACAAAUAUCUCUGGAGCUGUUGCUGUUCUUUCCACUCUUGCUGGUACAAUCCUAAUCGAAAGAGAAUGGGUGGUAGUAAUAUCAGAAGACAAAUCAUCAUCACCACAACAAGAUGAUCUGACAAAGAUGAACUCGGUGAUUCGGCGAAUCGAUCUGAGUUGCAAGCUAUUUGCACCUGUAAUUACUGGCUUCAUAAUAAGUUUUGUGUCACUAAAAGCUUCAGCAAUGAGUUUGGCUAUUUGGAAUACAAUAUCAGUUUGGUUAGAAUAUUGGCUUUUCAUAUCUGUCUACAAAGGCAUUCCAGCUUUACAAGAAAGUAACCAUAAAAGAGCCUUAAAUCAAAACAGAAUUAAUACCAAAUUGGUUUCAAGUGGUUCUUAUUUGAAAGCAUGGAGAGUUUAUUUGAAACAGGACACUGUUCUACCUGGAAUAGCUCUGGCUUUGUUGUUCUUCACUGUCUUAAGUUUUGGAACAUUAAUGACAGCAGCCUUAGAGUGGGAAGGAAUUGCAGCAUUUGAGAUUGGAAUAGGGCGUGGAGUAAGUGCUGUGAUUGGAAUUGGUGCAACAAUUGUGUACCCAUUCUUGCAAUCUCAUAUUUCAACACUUAGAACAGCUCUUUGGUCUAUUUGGUCUCAGUGGAUAUGCCUACUAGUUUGUGUUGGUUCAAUAUUAUGGACUAAAUAUGGAAACAACGAUAGUAAUAACAUAUCAUCAUGGUAUAUGCUAAUGGGAGGAGUAGCUCUUUCACGACUUGGAUUAUGGUCUUUUGACUUAUCAGUCAUCCAAUUAAUGCAGGAUGGUGUAGCUGAAAGGGAUCGUUGUGUGGUGGGAGGAGUUCAGAAUUCUCUUCAAUCAAUUAUGGAUUUAAUGGGUUAUGUAAUGGGAAUACUCAUCUCCAAUCCACAGGAUUUCUGGAAAUUGACAUUGAUAUCCUUUGUUGUGGCAACAUUAGCUGCAUUACUUUACACUUUUCACCUUUACAAAAUCAGAAAUCACCUCUUUCACUUCAACAAGCUUUUUUUCUUUGUGAAAUGGUUCACAUAUUCAUCUCAAAUAAAUAAUGCACAACUUCAAUGAUAUUUGUAACACUUAAU